Dentiscutata heterogama is the source of this 289-nucleotide messenger RNA. The record is from the annotation of a GenBank genome assembly. NCBI's taxonomy places the organism in Eukaryota, Fungi, Glomeromycota, Glomeromycetes, Diversisporales, Gigasporaceae.
CUACUGAGGCCGCUUUUAGAGAAAUUAUUUAUAAAGGCUUUACUGAAUCUUCUGAAACAUUAAUUGAAGAAUUCGAGAGCAACUUCAUUGUACUUAUAAUUGGACAAUAUGUUUAUGAUGAAAAUAUAGAAUAUAUUACUGUCCCGAUCUUGUACUUUCCAGAUGAUUCAACUAUUAAGAUUGAGGAUCUUCCUUAUUCUUAUUCACUGUUAAUUUAUUCUGCUCCUGCCAUGAUUAAUUCUUACCAAACUAAUGAUGAGGUUGGGAGACAAAGCUUCAUGCUAUCAAG